Molecule: messenger RNA, 945 nt
Organism: Lentinula edodes (shiitake mushroom)
Lineage: Eukaryota; Fungi; Basidiomycota; Agaricomycetes; Agaricales; Omphalotaceae
Product: ribosomal RNA-processing protein 7-domain-containing protein
Exons: 2
Coding region: 1-945 (314 amino acids)
Biological process (GO): rRNA processing; ribosomal small subunit assembly
Cellular component (GO): UTP-C complex; CURI complex
Molecular function (GO): nucleic acid binding
Source: RefSeq, a predicted model, not a curated record
AUGUCUUCCUCAACCUUGAUAAAUGGUUUUACUGUGAUCCCCAUAUCCUAUUCCAGCUCAUCUAUACAUUACAUAUACGCCAGAGCUCAUGUAUCCAACAAAAAAGCCCCAAACUCGUGGCCUUCAGGCCGAACACUGUUCCUCGUUAAUGCACCGCCAGAUGCCACAGAACGGGAUCUCAUCUUACUAUUAAAACCCUAUGGAACCGUGGAAAAAGUAAUUUUUGACUCUGACAGUGCUGUGGAGGAUGCAGACGAGGAAGAUAGUGAUUCAGAAGAUGGAGAGGAGGAAGGAGGAGUACAUAAUCACGGAGAUGAGGAAAGUCAGCCUCGAAAACGCCAGAAACUCACGAUGAAAAAGGUUGAACCCCCCAAAGUACUCCCAUUACCUUCAAUGCCUCUACGGAAAUUGCGGAAGACCGGUCAAACGGCGCAUGUCGUCUUUCUCGAUACAUCCUCUCUUGAUCGAUUUUUCUCUGCCUCACAUACAAAACCUCGGUCGUGGCCCAACUCAUCAGAGGAACCAUCUGGACUAUCACACUAUCUCGCGCUGUCUGAUUCACUGCGACCGCCUCUCGAUGCUGUCCGCCAACACGCGAAUUCAGCGAUGGACUUGUACGAAUUCGAACUUGCGAAGUCGAAGCGACAGUCGAAAUACAAGAAGGGAGAGGCGAUCGUGGACGAGGAUGGAUUCACGUUGGUGACUAGAGGAGGGGCAUAUGGGCAGACAGUUGGAGGUGGUGUCGCUGUCGCAACGAAGAAAUUCCAGGAGACAGGAGAGACUAGUGAAAGGACUAAGAAGCACUCGAAGGAGAAGACUUCGUUCUACGCUUUCCAAAAAGCGGAGAAACAACGGAAUGAACUCUUGCAACUGAAGAAGAACUGGGAAUUGGAUAAGGCUAAGGUAGAGAAGUUGAAGGCAUCUCGUAGAUUUAACCCAUACUGA